AUGGCUGGCAUCGACGGAGACGGCCGUGUUCCGGCAGAGACAGAGACAGAAAUCCGUGAUGUUCCCCCAUGGAAGCCGUCUGGACAUGAACUCGCCAUCAUGUUGACGUUGGCCGUCAUCUCCUUGAUGGUCAGCGUCGAUGCCACCAUCAUCAUCACAUCGUUGUCGACCAUCAUUCAAGCUUUCAACACUAGCACUACUCAGGGCCUCUGGGUCGGCACGGCCUACCUGCUGACAUGUGCAGUCACAAUGCCAUUCAUUGCCUCGCUGAGUGACAUUUUCGGCCGGCCGCGUUGCUUGUUUGCCUCGUUGUUGGUCUUCACCACCGGCAGCGUCUUGUGUGCCGUGGCACAUAGCAUGAGAGUCCUUCUUGCGGGUCGGUCAAUCCAGGGUGUUGGUGGAGGAGGAAUCAUCAUCCUCUCCCUUGUCAUCUUUACCGAUAUUGUUCCUCUGAGAUCCCGUCCACAAUAUGUCGGCAUAACACAAGUAGCAUGGGCAAUUGGGACGUGUAUUGGACCAGUCUUGGGCGGGGCUUUCGCAACUCCGAGUCUCUGGCGCUGGGUCUUUUACUUGAUGUUUCCAUUCUGUGCGGUCGGCCUAACCCUUGUCCCUCUCGUGGUCAGGCUCAAACCUCGUUCGGCUACAUUGCGCGAGAUGUUCACACGAGUCGACUGGAUUGGAGCGCUCCUGUUUAUCCCAUCAGCCACUGGAUUUCUCAUCGCCAUAUCGUGGGGUGGCACCCAGUUCCCCUGGUCCGACGCGGCGGUUGUGGUCCCUCUCGUCGUGGGGUUCCUGGGUCUGGUGGCCACGGUUGUCUACGAGAGGUUUUACGCAAAGGAACCAUUUCUGCGCCAUUCGCUGUUUCAAUCUCGGUCGUCAUUCGCCCUCUACGCUGGUGCUUUUGUCCAGGGACUCCUUCUCUACGGUCAAUUAUACUACAUCCCCUUGUUCUUCGAGUCCGUCCGGUCCUAUUCGCCGAUACGGACGGGCGUGUCGAUGCUCGCCGUCAUGCUAACGCUCAUCCCCGCCGCCCUGGUGACUGGUCGUCUCAUCAGCCGGACAGGGACGUACCGCUGGGCCAUCUGGACGGGAUGGGCGCUGGUCGGUCUCGGCACAGGCCUCACGAUCGUGUGGGACGCCGGGACGAGCGCGCCGGUGUGGGCGGUCAGCCUCGUCGUGGUGGGUCUCGGGCACGGGCUGUUGCUCAACGCGCUCAACACGGCGGCUCAGGCGGUGUGCAUGGCGGGAGACGAGGGCGCGGCCACCGCUAUGUACGCUUUUCUGCGGAGUUUCGGCAUGGCUCUGGGCGUCGGCAUCGGCGGCUCGGUGUUCCAGAACGUCAUGAGGAUCAAGCUGCGACGUCUCCACCUGCCCGUGGACGUUGCGAGCCCACAGGGCGCCGAGGAGACGUUUGUGGAUGUCCUCGGCCACCUGAUGCGCCCCGCGGUGGAAAUGUCACCGCCACGGCGUGCGGAUGUCUUGGUGAGUGCGUACGUAUACGGGCUCCGCGGCGUGUUUGGCUUCUUCUGUGGCCUGGCCGGACUUGCACUGGUCGUGUCCGCGGCGAUCAGGCAUUUCAACAUCGACAGGCACGUGGUCACGGACCAUACCCUCGACGUCGAGGGUCGGUUGGCGUCGAGUUUGAACAGGUUGGGCCGGAAUAGGACGCCUGGUCAAAUGGAGAGUCGGGCCGCCGAAGUGAUCGGACACGAGGCCUGA
Exophiala spinifera is the source of this 1719-nucleotide messenger RNA. RefSeq lists its product as uncharacterized. The coding region runs from base 1 to 1719 and encodes 572 amino acids. The transcript has 5 exons. Gene Ontology annotation, molecular function: transmembrane transporter activity. NCBI's taxonomy places the organism in Eukaryota, Fungi, Ascomycota, Eurotiomycetes, Chaetothyriales, Herpotrichiellaceae. The record is from RefSeq and is a predicted model, not a curated record. Gene Ontology annotation, biological process: transmembrane transport.